This is a messenger RNA of Aricia agestis (brown argus), 688 nucleotides long. RefSeq lists its product as uncharacterized. The coding region runs from base 59 to 688 and encodes 209 amino acids. NCBI's taxonomy places the organism in Eukaryota, Metazoa, Arthropoda, Insecta, Lepidoptera, Lycaenidae. The transcript has 5 exons. The record is from RefSeq and is a predicted model, not a curated record.
CAACAGUGAGCAGUUGUGAGCAACAGUGAGCAGCAGUGAACAACAGUGAGCAGCAAGGAUGUACAGGUUCCUCAUCAUCAUCACCGCGACCCUCGCGUUUGGAUAUCCACAGUAUUACGAGACACAACACUUCAAAGUCGGGAUAGAAUAUGACAAUUCCCUGCCGAUGAGCGGCGGGUCGGAUCGGUUUCGACACAAGAACAACUACGACCCAUUCUUCGUCACUGUCACCGCUUCAGCUAAGAAAGGCUACGUAAUAUCCUAUAUCGAGGUAUCGGCGACGGCGGACGCGACGGGCGAGAUGGACUUCACCGUGAUAUACGGCCGGGCAGGCACCAGGGAUCUGGUCUUCCAGCUCGUCUCCAACAACAGCCAGUUCCUGACCUACAGCUACAUGGCCUACGGGAUCCGGGAGGAGGAGUAUAAGAAAGUUGCCAACAUAGUUACAAUACCAACAAAUAAAGAUAUUUCGAUACAGACAUUAGUAUCAGUGCUGUUAGCUGGGCACUUGUCGACACCCACGCAGGACCCAUCUGGUCCUCUGAUGAACCCAUCAGCACAGACGCAGCCGGACUUGCACAGGGUCGCACAGAUGGGCUGUGGGUCCGCACAGGAUGGUUCGCAGGCGGCGCUGCAGAUGUCGAACACUUCGUUGGCGUUGAAGCAUUCCUCUGAAAAGAUGUUAUAA